UUAAAUAAAUAUAGUAUGGAUAGUCUUACCUCGUGGGCUGCGUCCUUGUUUUGCCAUUGUCGACCGCCUUGCGCUUGCGGGCCAUUGCUUCUAGGUGCCAAUCUGGACAACAACAACAGAGGUACUAUAUGCGCCGCUACAGCUGAACUGCAACCUGAGCGUUAUUUGAACAAGCUGAAGGUCUGCUAGGCAAGAAAAAAGUUGUAGUUAAAAUGGUUAAAUCGACUCAAAUAGCCAGGCUUGAUGGCCUCAUGCUGGCUGCGUCAGUAGAUGAUGAACAGGCAGAAGUGGAGCUCUCCGAAAUCAAGACACAAGCCAAAAUGAUUUUCCGCCGGUUGAGUCGCAAUUCCGCACCGCAAGCUAGCAUUGAGUCUGGCCAAUAUAACUUACACUAUCUUAUCCAAGAUGAUAUCUGCUUCCUCUGUAUAUGCGACCGCUCCUACCCGCGCAAGCUUGCCUUCACCUACCUCGCAGAUCUCGCAACCGAGUUUACUACCACUUACUCCUCUGCGCAGUACCAGUCUCCCACCCUGCGGCCAUAUGCUUUUGUAGAAUUUGAUACAUUUAUCCAACGCACCAAGAAGUUGUACCAAGAUAGUCGCGCUUCGCAAAACCUUGACCGACUAAAUGAUGAGCUUCGGGAUGUAACGAAAGUGAUGACAAAGAACAUCGAGGACCUCCUAUACCGAGGUGAUAGCUUAGAACGGAUGGGCGAGUUGUCGGGGCGUCUGCGAGAGGACAGCAAGAAAUACAGACGAGCAGCAGUGCGCAUCAAUUGGGAGCUGGUGAUAAAACAGGUAUCCCCCGCGCGUCUUUAAUCGUUCUCACUAGGCCCCCAUACUAACCUGCUCCACAGUAUGGUCCAAUUGCUGGCGUCGGGUUCCUCUUUCUAUUCCUCAUUUGGCUGCGCUUCUUCUAAUUCCUUCCCUAACCGACUGCUUACGGAGGCCCGCUCAUAUGGUGUAUGCAUAGUUAAUCUUGAUGGUUGCCGGACUCCAUCCACCCUGAUAUAUUCAAAAACUGACAAUAUUUUUUAUGACCGACCAGCUUGGUUGCAAGGCGUAAACCUUUCUUUUUCAUGAGAGCCUUACAUAGCAUGUUCAUUAAAGUGUUUCACUGAUCAUGACCCAGUCGUGUGUUAUACGUCAAUUGACCGGGAUGCCGUAAACA
Aspergillus caelatus is the source of this 1170-nucleotide messenger RNA. Its product is annotated as SNAP receptor SEC22. Gene Ontology annotation, biological process: retrograde vesicle-mediated transport, Golgi to endoplasmic reticulum; vesicle fusion with Golgi apparatus; endoplasmic reticulum to Golgi vesicle-mediated transport. The record is from RefSeq and is a predicted model, not a curated record. Gene Ontology annotation, cellular component: endoplasmic reticulum-Golgi intermediate compartment; ER to Golgi transport vesicle membrane; SNARE complex. Gene Ontology annotation, molecular function: SNAP receptor activity. NCBI's taxonomy places the organism in Eukaryota, Fungi, Ascomycota, Eurotiomycetes, Eurotiales, Aspergillaceae. The transcript is spliced from 4 exons. The coding region runs from base 213 to 818 and encodes 201 amino acids.